Messenger RNA from Bradysia coprophila, 3065 nucleotides. Its product is annotated as transient receptor potential cation channel protein painless-like. Gene Ontology annotation, molecular function: protein binding; transmembrane transporter activity. The record is from RefSeq and is a predicted model, not a curated record. Gene Ontology annotation, cellular component: transmembrane transporter complex. Gene Ontology annotation, biological process: monoatomic ion transmembrane transport. Lineage: Eukaryota; Metazoa; Arthropoda; Insecta; Diptera; Sciaridae.
CAAACCGAAAAGUAUUUCUGAAUUUCAUUUGCAAAGUUCUCAAUUUAAACGGUGAAAAAUGGAGGAGCUCGGUGAAACAAUUGCAUUAAAUGGAUUGAAAGAUGACAUACACAAGAUUGAGCAAUUCAAAGAAGCAUUCAAAUGGAAUGACGUAGAUAAAUUUCGUCAAAUCUUAACUGGUACUGGCGGGUCAGAUCGUGUAAACUUUUUGCAAAAUUCCGAUCCGUAUACACACAAAUCGAUAUUUGAAUCGAUCUGUUCAACACCUGACCGACAUACAUUUAUUCUGGAAUGCAUUUCAGCCGGAUGUGACACUAACAAACAAAACCAAAAAUGCGGCAAAGGACCAUUGGGUUUUGCGGUUGAAGCGAUUUCUAGCAACAAUUUGGAAGCAUUGCUGAGUGACACGAGUGUGGGUGUGGAUACCAAACAUUCAUUUCAAUUCCCUUUUACAUCAGUCAACUAUUUAGUGGAGCUUAUUUCCGAUAAGAGUUUCAACGAGAUUUAUCCAUGUAUUGAGUUGUUGGUGAAGCACUGCGCUGAUGUGAAUCUACCGGCAGAAAAUGGCAGGACUCCAAUUGAGAAUAUUCUGGAAAAUUCACGUCUAGGAGUGGAAAAGAAGACGAGACUGAUGCAGUGUUUUCUCAGCGAGGCCAAAUACGUUGACAUUACCCGAGUGUACACUAGACUGAUCAAACUGUUGCCGGAUUUAGAAUUAUCGCUAACCCACACUCAAAUUGAUCAAGAUUGGAAUGCAGAUCGCUUCGUUGAGUACUUGACCAAAGAAAAUGAAUUGAAAUUCAUUGCUACGGACAGCCCAACUCGACUAACUGAACUCUUCACGAUCGUUCACAGUGACACAACCCUUUUGACAUUAGCCAUUGAAAAUGCGUGGACAUUCUCAGUCGAAAAAGUUAUUCGACUGGGCGUCGAUCUGAACAUCAAAGCUGGACACUUCACUCCUAUCGAGCAUGCCAUCAAUGUCGGUCAUUGGGAAAUUUUGCAGCUCUUUUUGAGUUCAUCGAAAUUAGAUUUGAAUGGCGCGCAGACACUUCUCCCCAUAGCCGCACAAUACACUGAGCGACCAGCAAAUGAUCAUAAAAAUUACGUAAAAUGUUUUGACUUACUGCUCAAUCAUUCGAAAAUUGAUGUGAACGCAGCCGAUGCAUUCGGUUGCACUGCACUUCAUUAUGCCAUCCGAAACGAUGAUUCAAGGAUCGUUGCCAAUUUGCUGAAACGAGGAGCCUAUAUCGGGGUCAGAGACUCGUCGAAAAAGCCGUUGAUUUCGAAAAUCGAUCCACAAUUACUCGAAAAGCAUUUCAACAGCUGUAUCACCACCACUAGCAAACAUUUCGAUCGAAACGAUUACGAGCUGGUUUUUAAUUUUUCAAACUUUAUUCCAUCUCAAUCGAAACGUCAAAAAGGUCGAUGCAGUUUCCGAAAACGUAUCUACGAAACGAAAGUCUUGAAAAACAUUUCUGAAUGCGAGGAAACGAAACAUUUGGUUCGUCAUCCAUUAAUCGAAGGUCUUCUGCACUGGAAACUGAAUGGUUUUAAUGUGAUUUUAUUCGCCAAUUUGUUACUGUUCGCACUUUUUGCGGUUAAUACCGUUUGGACUAUUUAUUGGUUCAACCAUGCCCAUCAAAAUGGCAAAUUUAAGAAAUGCGAAAUGCCACGCAGAGACAAAGUACUCUUUGAAAAUAUAUACUGGGUAUGUUCCGAGGAGUCAGCUUAUCACACUUAUUACAUGUCGUAUUCCUUUCUCAUGCUUUCGAUUUUGUUCGCUCGCGAAGUGACCCAAUUCAUAUUUUCGCCGUUGUCGUACUUGAAAAGUCUUGAUAAUUAUUUGGAAUUAGCCUUAAUCUUCUGUUCUUUUGUAACUAUCGGUAUGCAGCAUGCAAUUAUUGAAUUCCAUGACCGGGAUGCGUUUGACGACGAGGGGAGAAUGCUUAUAAUGACAGUCUACAAAACUUUAGCAGUUGCUUCAAUUUUUCUGAUCACCUACGAAAUGUUUUGCUUGCUUGGCACAGUUCCGUUUUGGUCAUUCUCCACUCAUUAUGUCAUGUUGAAAACGGUCGUCAAAAAUUUCUUCAAAUGCUUGUUGAUGUAUGCCAUCAUAAUAGUGGCGUUUGCCUUUACGUUUUACAUUUUAUUCAAUGAUCCAACAAAUUCAACAAAUCCUUCCACUAUUGCAACCACUCCGAAUUCUUCCACAUUUGUAACUACUUCGAAUUCCACGGAAAAGAAGCUUAACCAUUUCAGCAGUGUUGGUAUGUCGUUGUUCAAAGUUUCGACAAUGGCGAUUGGCGAAAUCGAUGCUGGUGGCAUAGAUUUCAAAGGCAAUGCAAUAAGUUAUGUGGUUUUCGCUGGCUUCAUUUUGUUGAUUACCACUGUUCUCUCAAAUUUAUUGAAUGGCUUAGCGGUGAGUGACACUACAGCAAUCAUGGCAGAAGCCAAGCAAACUGAACUUAUUCAACGGUGCGCAGCUUUGUCUCGUUUUGAAGAUGGACUGUUCAAUAUUGCAAAUCGCAUUGGUCUCACUAAACUCAAAUCGAAUGUCAUUCGAGUGCGGCCAAAUCAGAAAAACAGAAUUGUUGGUGAGAAUCAAAAGAAAUGUUGUGGGUCUGCUCGAAUGAGUGAGAGUAUUGUGACAGAAGCAUUUAAGGUGCUGAAACGGGUUGAACUGGAAGAGAAAGAAGAAAUUGAAAAAGAACGAAUUGAGAGACGAUUUUCGAACAUCGAACAAUCAAUUAACUCAAUAGAAAGUUUGGUUAAAUCGAAUGAAAAACUACUUGAAAAAGUGCUUAAACAGAGAUUAAACUAAAAAACAUGAUGAUCGGCCAAUUAAGAACCCCUUGUAUUAUCUCUCUCACGCACAGAGUCAUACUCGAUUUUCUCUUUCAGUGCUCGUAAUUGGGUUGGGGUUCGUAAUUGGUCGAUCUAUCCUCUGAGAAAUCAGUCAAAAACCCUAAAAAACCGCUAUCCUUCUAGGAUUCUUUUUGGCUCAUUUCAGUUAUUUUGUUAGUUUUUUUGUACUUUUCAUGUUUGACGCACGUCUUUCGACG